Molecule: messenger RNA, 1044 nt
Organism: Symbiodinium sp. CCMP2456
Lineage: Eukaryota; Dinophyceae; Suessiales; Symbiodiniaceae
Source: the annotation of a GenBank genome assembly
AUGGCCUUUCCACAGCCCGUGCCCCCCUUGGAUUGUCGUGGCAGUGGUGACGCUGAUGUGUUGCUGAUUGCGCCUCACGCAACAGUGCCCGCGGACAACGCUGGGCCAUUCAUCGCUGCGUGGCCGCACAACAAGGACGAGGUGACAGAGGAAAUGAACGAAUGGCACGAUGAAGGCAGCGGCGAAGCUUUUGAAGUGGCUGUUUCGAAACUUGCGGCCCCGGGUUUCCGGCCCCGCCUUCCCCGUGGCCUCAUGGAUUUAAACCGCGGCUGGCGAGGGCGGACAGAAAAGACAGAGACGCUUUUUGGCAAGGGUGCACUCAGCAGUUGGGCAGCGGAGCACAUUCACCCGGACGGCAACGAUGCCCUUGAGAAGUGGUACAGGGCUGCCUUGUCAACAAUCCAAGCCGCGGCCGCAGAACGGAGAGGGUUUGUUGAAAUCCAUAGCUAUGGAGACUUGGGGUCAACGUAUGAUCGAGAAAGUGGUGGUCGCCCAGUUCGAAGGGCCCAAGCUGCUGUAGUUCAUUCGACACCAUGGGCUACUCAAUUUCCCGUGGGCCUUGCAAGACUGUUGCCAGGCGAUCUGCGUGGUACUCCUAAGCCCCUGGAGCGAGCAUUGGAUCUUUGCUUAGAGGAGAAUGGCUUUAAGCUGGGGCCAAGCCCCUACCCCACCCAGGGUCCCUGGGCCUUGUCAACACGAUUUCUAGCAUCACGCUGGUUUUUGUGGCUGGGCGAGAAGGAUCAUUUGCCAAAAGAAGCUGCAGAGCAUUUGGCCUCUUUGGCUUGGCAAGAUGAGCAUGACCCUGAAAUGGAAGCAGUUGCAACUGGCAAGGUUGAAGCCCAAAGUGGCAAGCUGCGUGGGGUGCGAGAAUUGGCGGUGAUGAUGUCAGAGUGGUCUCAUCGUCCAGGAGAUCUCGGUGACACGUUCGGAAGAGAGACGCGAUGCUUCACAUUGGUUGUCGAAAUGCGUUGUGAUCGCACGGAUGACGCGGAAUCAUUUGGCCAAGCCGUCGCGAAGGCUUUGAGUGCUCAUCUAGCAUCUUGA